AAUGGAUCAAUAUUUACGCAACCGAAGAAGAUACGAUCAGGAUCAACUACUUCGCUUCGAAGGGUUUCUGCAAUUUUCUUUUUUGUAAUUUCAACGAAUUUGGACGCAAAUUUAUUCCUUAAUACUUACCUUCUUCCAUGAACUUUUCUGUGGACGAUGUUCAUCUCUCUCUACGUUUAUUCUGCUUCUGAAAUUUUGUGAAUACACCCGACUUUUUUGAUGCCCAGAGGGACAAACAAGAUAAUCUCAGUCUUGAAUUUCACUCCUACGGGAUUGAAUGAUCGAGGUGGAACGAAUUGGAGGAUUGAAUUUUAGGGUUUCAGAUUUCUUGUUCAGUAGUUAUUGGCUGGAGUUGAAACCUGGGGAGUACAACCUCUCGAUUACGGCGCUGUUUUUGUUGCGCUGACUGGCUGGUGCCGUAUUGGCGCUCUCGGAGAAUGGAUGAUAUGGAUAUUGGUUCCCCUUCUGAAUCCACGCCACUUAAGCCGCGUGAUCGAAUUCUACGGCGGCUUGCUGUACUUGGAGUUCCUGAUGAGCUAUUGGAUCAACUUUUUCGUGGUCUAGUUAUUUUUGUUAAGGACAACAAGUUUCUCAUACCGCAGCUGGUAUCUGCAAUUUUGCCUACUGAUGUCGAAGUGGUAGAAGUUAUACGAGAUGCUAUACCAGGGUCCAAAAAAACUCUAACAGGCCCAACCAUGAAAGCUCACUUCCGUGAAAGCAUGAUGUGGUUACAGUGGUUGAUGUUUGAAGGUGAACCAGCUUAUGCUCUGAAGAACCUGUCAAAAAUGAGUGUUGGCCAGCGUGGUGUAUGUGGUGCUGUUUGGGGACAUAAUGAUAUAGCUUAUAGAUGCCGAACUUGUGAACAUGACCCAACUUGUGCAAUUUGUGUCCCUUGCUUUCAGAGUGGAAACCACCAGGACCAUGAUUACUCCAUAAUUUAUACAGGUGGUGGUUGCUGUGAUUGUGGUGAUGCGACGGCAUGGAAGCGGGAGGGGUUUUGCUCAAAGCAUAAAGGUGCAGAACAAAUACAACCACUUCCAGAAGAAUAUGUUAAAUCUGUAGGGCCUAUACUUGAUGCACUCUUCACGUCUUGGAAAAAAAAACUCUUAUCUGCAGAAGAUAUUAGCGUGGAAGACCCUAAAUUGAGUGAUCGUGUUACAGAGCAUAAAAAGGUUGCAAAUGAGUUAACAUUUGCUGUGGUGGAGAUGCUUUUAGAUUUCUGCAAGCACAGUGAAAGCUUACUCAGCUUUGUUUCAAAGAGAGUGAUUUCUUCAGCUGGCUUGUUGGAUAUUUUGGUGAGGUUAGAGAGGCUGUUAACUGAUAGUGUAGUGAAGAAAGUCCAUGAGUUGCUUCUUAAAUUGCUGGGAGAGCCUGUAUUUAAAUAUGAAUUUGCAAAAGUUUUUUUGAAUUAUUAUCCUACUGUUAUCAGUGAAGCUAUAGAAGACAGUAGUGACCAUGCUCUUAAAAAGUAUCCACUAUUGCCGACUUUCUCGGUGCAAAUAUUCACUGUUCCAACACUUACUCCUCGUUUGGUGGAGGAAAUGAACCUAUUGUCUAUCCUUUUGGGAUGCUUAGAAGAUAUUUUCAUUUCUUGCGUAAGCGAAGAUGGUCGCUUGCAGGUUGUAAAGUGGAGUAAUUUGUAUGAAACCACCAUUCGUGUAGUUGAAGAUGUCAGAUUUGUUAUGAGUCAUGCUGUAGUGCCCAGAUAUGUAAUCUAUGAGCAGCAGGAUAUCCUAAGAACUUGGUUGAGACUGCUGACUUUUGUGCAAGGAAUGGAUCCUCAGAAGAGAGAAACAGGCCUCCAUAUAGAAGAAGAAAAUGAAAAUGUCCAUUUGCCUUUUGGUUUAGAUCAUUCUGUUGCUAACAUUCAUUCUCUAUUGGUGAAGGAAGCAUUUUCUGCUGCUAGUAGUAGUUGUGAAGAUACAGCUGAUGGAAUGUAUUUCCAAACAUACAAGCAGAACGUAGAUGAUAUAGAUAGUGUUAGACAUGCAAAAGUUGGACGUCUAUCACAGGAAAGUGCUGCAUGUGGUGUAUUGGGAAAGAGUAGUACAUCCACAUCUGCAUCAAGAGUUGAUGAAGUGUGUUCCGAUGCAAUAUCAUCAACUAUUAUGUGGCUGACUUACGAGUGUUUGAAGAUUAUUGAUAAUUGGUUGGGAACUGAAAAUAUAUCUGGAAGCAUUCCGAACAUGCUUGGUGAGAGCAUUAGUCCAGCCCCUAGUUGCAAAUUUUAUUCAUCGAGAAAAACGUCUGCCCUGGCAUCAAAGAAAAUGUCAUACAAGAUGGAGAAGGGUAAAUUUAUUUUUGACAAGCUUUCUAGAAGAAGUAAAUACCAUAAUAGACAAUAUUCCUCACGUAUGUACAGUGGCCUUCAAAUGAGUAUUGACAAUGAGCAUGGUAUAAGUCUUGGAGAAGACAACCACUUGAUGGAUGUGACCAAUGACACGGUCACUGAUGAAGACUAUGCCAUGGAGAUUGAUGCUCUGCAUUUCCUAAGCUUAUCUUCUUGGCCAAACAUUGUCUAUGAUGUUAGUUCACAGGACAUAUCUAUUCACAUCCCAUUACAUCGGCUGCUUUCCUUGCUUUUACAGAAGGCAUUGAGUAGCUGUUUUAGUGAAUCUGGGGUGCCAAGUGCAACAGGUGCUAGUUCCUCAAAUUUGUCGUCUGAAUAUGUGGACUUCUUUAAAAGUGUUCUUACAGACUGUCAUCCAUACGGUUUUUCUUCAUUUGUUAUGGAGCAUCCUCUACGCAUUAAAGUUUUUUGUGCUGAGGUUAAUGCUGGAAUGUGGCGGAGGAAUGGAGAUGCAGCCCUAUUGUCAUGUGAGUUGUAUCGAUCGAUCCGGUGGUCAGAACAAUGUCUGGAGCUUGAUCUCUUUCUAUUGCAGUGUUGUGCGGCAAUGGCUCCACCUGAUCUUUAUGUCCGUAGAAUUUUAGAACGCUUCCGUUUAUCAGAUUAUCUCUCACUGAAUGUUGAACGCCCUAGUGAGUAUGAGCCUAUUUUAGUGCAAGAGAUGCUCACAUUAAUCAUACAAGUAGUCAAUGAAAGGAGAUUUUGUGGACUUACAAUUGCUGAAAGCUUGAAGAGAGAGUUGAUUUACAAGUUGGCAAUUGGAGAUGCUACUCAUAGUCAACUUGUGAAAGCACUCCCUCGUGAUCUUUCCAAAUGUCAUCAGCUGCAGGAAAUUUUAGAUACAAUUGCUGUCUAUUCCAAUCCCUCUGGAUUUAAUCAGGGGAUGUAUUCUUUACAUUGGAAGUAUUGGAAAGAGUUGGAUCUGUACCACCCUCGUUGGAGUUUACGGGACCUGCAGGUCGCUGAAGAACGAUAUUUGAGGUCAUGUGGUGUAUCUGCUUUGACUUCACAGCUACCUAAAUGGACAAAAAUCUAUCCUCCUUUUAGAGGAUUGGCUAGAAUAGCUACUUGUAAAACAGUCCUUCAAUUCAUUCGCGCUGUACUGUUUUAUUCUGUUUUUGCUGAGAUAUCAACUAAAUCACGGGCUCCAGAUAGUGUUCUGUUAAGUGCUCUGCACUUGCUAGCGUUGGCAUUGGACGUCUGCUUUCAGCAGAAGGAAUCAAGAGAUCAAUCGUUUGAUGCUCCAGAUUCUAUUCCUUUGCUUCUUUUUGCUGCCGAAGAAAUUGAGGAGGGUUUGGCAUAUGGUUUUGGCAGACAAAGCUUAUUAUCACUUCUUAUUUUGCUAAUGAAAAUGCACAAAAAGGAAGGUCGAGAAAAUUUGUUGGAGGCUGGAAGUUGCAACCUAUCCUCUCUGGUUGAAAGCUUGUUGAAGAAAUUUUCUGAGAUUGAUUCUCAUUGCAUGGGAAAAGUCCAGCAACUUGCUCCUGAAAUUCUUGGUUACUUGUCUCAAUCUGUGCCUACUAGUACUACUAGUAGACCGGCCGAAACUUCUGAUAGUGAGAAGCGGAAGGCAAAGGCUCGAGAGAGACAAGCUGCUAUAUUGGAAAAAAUGAGAGCCGAGCAAUCUAAAUUUUUGGCCAGUGUUGAUGCCUCUGUGGAUGACGAUGAUACAGAAUUUGGGCAAGAACCUGAAAAACCCAAUGUCAGUGACGAUGCUGAACAAUCUGAAACAGUUUGCUCGCUUUGCCAUGAUUCUAGUUCCAGUGUUCCUAUUUCUUUUCUGAUUCUUUUGCAGAAAUCGAAGCUCGUGAGUUUAAUUGAUCGAGGUCCUGUAUCAUGGGAUCAACCUUACUGGAGAGAUGAACAUGCCUCAACAACGUCAAAAAGGGACAUUGAUCAAUCAGGAGUAAGCACCUCCUCUGCAGGUUCAGUAGUGAUUUCAUCGCCACAGUUAGCAGAGCUCAUUCAGAAUGCAGUAAAAGAAUAUACCAACCAUGGACUACCUGGGGAAGUUGGCGCUUUCCUGGAUUUUCUGAAGUCUCAUUUUCCUCCCCUACGAGACAUUCAAGUGCCUGGUACAUCAAAUGUUAAAGGAGAAAAGAUAAUAUUCAGCUUUGAUACUUUGGAAGAAGAUAUUUAUCUAUCUGUUUUCAAAGAAAUGCAUGAUACUCUGCAUUCUAAAUUUCACGAGGGUGAAAAAAUUUCUACAGUUGCAAGUGGAGAAGAUUCUAGGUCUGUGCUGCAUGUAAAAUAUAUAGCUGCUCUAUCAAGAGAACUGGCAGAAAAUCGUUCAACUUCUGAAAGUGCUCGUAAUGUUCACAUGCCGGUAGAAUCUUCGCAGCCUACCAUAUUGAAUGAAAUUGGUCCUAUAGAUUGUGAUGGAAUUUAUCUUUCUUCUUGUGGGCAUGCUGUGCAUCAAGGAUGUCUUGAUAGAUACUUAUCUUCAUUGAAGGAAAGGUUUGCUCGAAGAAUUGUAUUUGAAGGAGGGCAUAUUGUUGAUCCUGAGCAGGGAGAGUUCUUGUGCCCGGUGUGCAGACGUCUUUCAAAUUCCACUUUACCUGCAUUUCCUAGGGAAUUUCAGAAGAUUUGGAACCCAAGGACGAGUUCAGUUGGGACGCUGUCACAUGUUUCAGGUCAUCUUAACAAAUCAAAUGAAAGAGUGAAUCCACUUUAUAUUCAGGAAGCAGUAGCUCUCUUGCAAUCUGCAGCUAAGGCUGUUGGGAAGAAUAACGUUCUUAAAGAUAUUUCUGUACACAGACAUAAGAAAGUGAGUCGCAAUCUCGAAGCUGUGUCACUUGUUCUGUCCAAGUUGUAUUUUUCUUGGAAACAGGAUAAGUUAAUAAGCUCCUCCCGGGUUAAUCCAUCAAUUCUUAUGUGGGACACUCUCAAGUAUUCCCUUGUAUCAAUGGAAAUUGCUGCUCGUAGUAAGACUGAUAUGAAUCCCAGUAUUGGCCUUAAUACAUUGUAUAAGGAGCUUAAAACUUCUGGUGGUUUUGUAUUGUCUUUAUUGCUAAAAGUGAUCCAUAGCGUUAAGUGUGAGGAUUCUCUCCUUUUGCUUCAAAGAUUAUGCGGUAUUCAAAGGUUUGCAGAUUCCAUCUGCUCUGGAAUGUCAAAUGAAAAUGCUAGUGACUCAUGUGGACGAGGUAUCCUCCACAUCUUGACCAGCCUUCGUUCAGAAUUGCCACAUUUUGAUAGUCAGUUCUUGAGCAGAGGAUCUGAUCCUGUUAUUGCCCAUGAUCCAUUCGCAUCGUUGAUGUGGGUUCUCUUUUGCCUUCCUUUCCCCUUUUUGUCGUGUAGGGAAUCCUUGCUUUCCCUUGUGCAUAUCUUCUACCUAGUUUCUGUGACGCAGGCUAUAAUCACAUAUUUCACCAAGUCCCAAUGCAAGGUAGAUGGGUUGGGUUCUAGUGAUUGCUUGAUCACUGAUAUUUGCAAAAUUAUGGGAGAAUCUGAAUAUGCCCGACAGUAUUUUGUUUCAAAUUACACGGAGCCAUCUUGUAAUAUUAAGGAUACAGUACGUAGCUUGACUUUCCCUUUUCUUCGGAGAUGUGCGUUGCUUCUACAACUACUAAGUUCUUCUGCACGAGUGCCAAUUUUUGAUGGAGAGACUGCUUUGGAAACAUAUCUCGUGGGUAACAAUAUGAUUGACAACAUCACAGUGGAACUCAACGAAGUCGAGAAGCUCCAGAAAAUGUUUGACAUUCCUCCAUUGGAUAUUGUUCUUAAGGAUGGAACCUCACGGUUACUUGUUUCAAAAUGGUUUUGUCAUUUUAAUAAAGAAUUUGAAUUUCAGAGAUCAAAAAUUAUAAAGCACUGCACUCCUGCAGUACCCUUUCAAUUAAUUCGUUUACCUCAUGUCUACCAUGACCUAUUGCAGAGGUACAUAAAAAAGCGAUGCACUGACUGCAAACAUGUCAUUGAUGAUCCUGCAUUAUGCCUGAUCUGUGGUAAACUGUGCUCACCAAGCUGGAAAUCAUGUUGCAGGGAAAGUGGAUGCCAAGCUCAUGCAAAUAUCUGUGCUGCCGGCACUGGUGUAUUUUUGCUGAUUAGGAGGACAACAAUUCUACUGCAGAGAUCCGCACGUCAGGCUCCUUGGCCAUCACCUUAUUUGGAUGCUUUUGGCGAGGAGGAUAUUGAAAUGCGUCGGGGAAAACCAUUGUAUUUGAAUGAAGAACGUUAUGCUGCCCUAUCAUAUAUGGUUGCUUGUCAUGGCCUCGAUCGAAGUUCCAAGGUUCUUGGCCAGACUACAAUUGGGUCUAUCUUCAUGAUUUAAUCUAGAGUAUAUUUUGAGGUGAUUCCUUUGGCCACUACCACGGUUCAGAUUUUGCACUUACCUUUUAUAGUUCGUGCUUGAGUUCCUCGUUCUAGUUUGCCUAACAGAGAAGUAUUCUACACCGUGGAGGCGUUGGUAGGGAUAUCGGAUACAGGCUGUGUAGUUAUUGGUUUUCAAGAUUCCGCCCCACAAGAACAAAUUCUCGUCCACAUGUCAUUUCAUAGGGGAGAAAUGGCCCUUUAUUUUCUCUUGUUGAAGCCAGGAUCCAGUGGCCCAGAGGACAUCAAAAAAUGCUUCACCUCUCCAUGAGCAGUGUGGUUGGAAGUAGUUUCGAAGCUGACGUUUGUAAAGUGCUCUUGUAAAUAGCGAGGUCGCCCGGUAUAAUAAUUUUAGUGGCGAAGCAUUGUUUUCAAGUUGCCUUAAUUUCUGAAUCAAGGUUGUUGGCAUCUUUCCAUUUUGGGGGUGGUGAUGGGAGUGGUGGUCAUUUUGUACUUUGUUAAAUCUGGCAGAAUCAAUUUGGAAUCGAUUUCGUGCAAUUAUGUUUGGAAGGGUUGUUCUGCCUAUUUUUGUAUGUAGUUUAAAGUUUAAACGAAUUGUUAGAAAUCAACAUGAUGAAGCGCUUCUAUUGUGCAUAGGGAAAAGUAGAAGGGGAACUUAAUUGUGCAUUUCUAGUCCACUCAAUUUUUUAUUUGUUAAUCUUUAUUGUAAAAUAUCAACAUUCACCUCUUUUUUCUUUUUUCAACUUUUAUCAUACAUCUCCAACUUCCUCCUC
Cucumis melo (muskmelon) is the source of this 7389-nucleotide messenger RNA. Its product is annotated as E3 ubiquitin-protein ligase PRT6. Gene Ontology annotation, cellular component: ubiquitin ligase complex; cytoplasm. Gene Ontology annotation, molecular function: ubiquitin protein ligase activity; zinc ion binding. The transcript is spliced from 18 exons. The record is from RefSeq and is a predicted model, not a curated record. Lineage: Eukaryota; Viridiplantae; Streptophyta; Magnoliopsida; Cucurbitales; Cucurbitaceae. Gene Ontology annotation, biological process: ubiquitin-dependent protein catabolic process via the N-end rule pathway; protein ubiquitination. The coding region runs from base 438 to 6617 and encodes 2059 amino acids.